Messenger RNA from Macrosteles quadrilineatus (aster leafhopper), 731 nucleotides. RefSeq names its product LHFPL tetraspan subfamily member 6 protein-like. The transcript has 6 exons. NCBI's taxonomy places the organism in Eukaryota, Metazoa, Arthropoda, Insecta, Hemiptera, Cicadellidae. The coding region runs from base 54 to 656 and encodes 200 amino acids. The record is from RefSeq and is a predicted model, not a curated record. Gene Ontology annotation, cellular component: membrane.
GCACCGACUCGUCUAGUGGAACUUCGCCCUUGGAUAACACGAGAGGAAGGCGGAUGGGGACGCUGACAGGUCCAGGCUAUAUCUGGGCUCUUCUGUCUGUGGCGGCGGCGCUUUUGGCAUGUUCUGGUUUUUACUUACCAUUUUGGAUACAGGGCCGUAUUCUAGGGAGGGUGGAUGCAUACUUUAACAGCUUCCGUCGCUGCAACUACCCCCGUCUCGGGCCUCAGGGGAUCGUUGAGAUCGUGACGCAGUGCGCUAGAUACUCCAGGUGGAGAGAUAUCCCCAGUGGUUGGUGGCAAGCCUCUACAGUCCUCGUAGGGGUGGGCUCCGCCCUCGCCCUCAUGUUAGGGGUCGUCGCCUUGUCAGCGUGUUUCGUGGAAUACAUAGUACACGCCGCCACUGCUCGACUGGCUGGUGGACUUCAACUUAUAGCAGGUAUACUCUUGAGUGGUGGACUGCUCGUCUAUCCUCUAGGCUGGGACAACAGAGAAGUAAUGGACUGUUGUGGACCCUUCUCACAAAUGUACAGCUUAGGGAACUGCAAGCUGUCCUGGUCACUGUAUCUCCUAGUGCUCGCCGUUCUUCUCUUGUUCGCCUGCUUCGCCAUGAGUCCAUUUAUCUCCAAGGUCAACUACUGCUGUUAUCCAAGGUCGUGACACUGACUGUUGGUGGACCCUCCCUCCAAGAGGUACCUGGAGACUUCCACACAGCUUUAGUGGACGUCUAUGACA